Anopheles merus is the source of this 2431-nucleotide messenger RNA. RefSeq lists its product as uncharacterized. The transcript has 10 exons. The record is from RefSeq and is a predicted model, not a curated record. The coding region runs from base 527 to 2173 and encodes 548 amino acids. NCBI's taxonomy places the organism in Eukaryota, Metazoa, Arthropoda, Insecta, Diptera, Culicidae.
UGCCGAUUGCCACAUCCAGUCGGUCGCUGAAAUUCUCGCCACCGUUCCGUUUCGGGCAUUCGGACAUUCAUUUGCAAAAACGUCACCGAACCGAACGGACACAGCCAGAUCCUGCGUACCGGGUGUGUUUGUGCGCUCGUUUUUUGUUGUUGUUGUUGUGUGUGCGUUGCCGUGUCAGUUUUGUGUGCUGUGUGCGCUCCCUGCUUGAUCGCUGCUCGGUAGUAUCGGUGAUUUAUUUUUGGAGUUUUGUGUGUGUGGGUGUGUGUGUUUGUGUUUUUUUGGGGCAGUUUCGUGGAUACAGAAAUUUGAUAACGCCAGAUGCAGCUGCUACACCAGCUUCGAAACGAUAAAGCUGUACCAGUGACAUUCUCCCUCCGAUACUAGGCAGCACAGCCCGAACGGUAUCGAAACAUCAAACGGUCAGUUACAUCCGUAUCCGUUAAAAAAAAAACAAACAAACAAACAAACCUCCCCAGCCAGUGAAGAUCCUGUAAGCCUUUACAAGUUCACAACCAGCGCACCCAGCAUGAACAAACUCAGCGCUUCGUGGCUUCUGGUGGCCCUGGUCACGCUCGGUGCAACGGUCGAUGCUGUCGAUCUUCCGGAGUACCUGCACGUCUGCCACCGCGAGGAUCCCAAGCUGACCGAGUGCAUGAAGGAGUCGAUCGAAACGCUCCGCCCGUAUCUAGCGCGCGGCAUCCCCGAGCUAGACAUACCCUCGAUCGAUCCGAUCCAUCUCGGGGAUCUGAUCGUGGCGGAGAGUGUGCCCGGCCAGGGCGUCAGUAUCUCGGCGAAGGACAUCAAGGCGUACGGUCCGUCGAACUUUAAGCUGAAAAAGCUCAAUGUGAUCGAGUACGGAAAGAUUUACUCGUUUGAGCUGGAGCUGCCGCAUCUGUACGUCGAGGGCCGGUACGUUGUCGAUGGCCGGAUUCUGCUGCUUCCCGUCAAGGGUUCGGGCAAAUUUACUGGAAACUUCACUCAAGGUAUCGGCAGCGUGCGCAUCAAGGGCGAUCGUAAGCGCAUCAACGGCAAGGAUCAUCUCUCCCUCGCUAAGCUCGACAUUAAAAUUCGCGUAUCGGAUGGUCGGGUGAAGCUGGAGAAUCUGUUCGGCGGUGACCGUGUGCUGGGUGAAAUCAUCAACGAAACCAUCAACCAGAACUUCAACCUGCUCAGCACCGAGCUUAUUCCGCUGAUCGAGAAAGCCCUCCAGAGGAUAUUCAAGCGUACAGGCAACAAAAUCCUCGAGCGCUUCCCGGAGGAGGUGCUCUUUCCCUGCUUUCUAGCAGUGCCGCUGCAAGUGACCGCAAUGGAUCGUUCUGGAAGUGCAGUGGGUCGCUCUGGUCGAGGCCAAAGCGCGCGGGUGACACGGUUACGGCCCAACAUGGUCAGCGGGUCGGUGACGAUCGCCGUGCUCGCCGUGCUGUCGGCGGUAAUUUUCCACGUGGCCGAAGCGAAGGAGAUCGCGAUUAGGAAUAAGGACGUGCCGCAGUACCAAGAGAAACCUGAGUGGCUGCGGGUCUGCAAGCGAGCCAAUCCCAACGAGGACGACUGCUUCAAGAAGAUGUUCGAGGGAACGUUCCCGUACAUUGCCAAAGGCAUUCCGGAGAUCGGCGUCCAACCGUUCGAUCCACUGCGGAUAGAGUCGAUCCAGGUGUCGCGCGGUUCCGGUGGCCUGACGCUCAGCGGCGGCUUCAAGAAGCUCAGCAUCAAGGGCCCCUCCAACACGACCGUCCGGCGGGCGUCGCUUGACUUUGAGAAGCACGCGCUCAGCUUCGAUCUCGAGAUACCGAAGCUGCGCAUCGACGCGACCUACAACCUGAAGGGGAACGUGCUGCUGCUGCCGCUGGUCGGCGACGGGGACGUAACGAUGUCGCUCAAGAACGUCAAGACAACGGUCGUGACCAAGUUUUCUGUGCGCCCACUGCCGGAGGAUGCAAUCUUUAUCGAGGAAAUGAAAGUGACCUUCCUUGUCGGGGGCAUGCGCAUACAUCUGGACAACCUGUUCCAAGGGAAUCAAGUGCUCGGGGCAUCGCUGAACCUGUUCCUCAACCAGAACGCGAACGAAGUGAUCGCGGAGCUGCGGUCCGACCUGGAGCACGGGCUGGCCGACAUCUUUACCGGGCUCUGGAACGAGCUGUUCAACAAGCUGCCGCUGAAGCUGUGGAUCGCUUAAGCGCUUCGCACCGGACACAGCCGCCGCAAGGACGCCGGUGGCGAAAAGGGCGCGGUUAAAGGACGCACCCGUGCCCGAUUGUUGUAAAUAGUAGCGGAUAGCAUUGAGGCCGGCAGGCUCAUUUCGUUUUUAGGCUACGUAGACUACGUAAUGUUGUAGGAAAGGAGUGAUGGACGGAAACGUUCGAAGCAUAGUGAUUAUAGUGUACGAACUGCUCACAAUAAUGUAAGCGCGUAGGGUGUAAGUGCUGUAAAUACG